Molecule: messenger RNA, 1677 nt
Organism: Corylus avellana
Lineage: Eukaryota; Viridiplantae; Streptophyta; Magnoliopsida; Fagales; Betulaceae
Product: mogroside I-E synthase
Molecular function (GO): quercetin 3-O-glucosyltransferase activity; quercetin 7-O-glucosyltransferase activity
Source: RefSeq, a predicted model, not a curated record
UCAAUGCUCAUAUAAAUAGUUUGGUCACUUUUUAGUUUGACAUGAUUUGUACUGAUGUGACACAUUAAUAAAUUCCACCAACUUGUUUAAUAAAACAAACUAAUUUGUUUUCUUACCCCCACAAAAAGUAAUUAAUCCCAGCUACUCGUCAAAACUCCAACAUGCUAGAAAAAUGCAUUCUUCAUAUAUCCUCCUCCUUUUAUAAAGAGAGCUCGAGGAGAGAAAGCAUUGGAAGAAAAUGGGGAGGGAAACUCACAUCCUUGUAAUUCCUUACCCCGUGCAAGGUCACAUAAACCCAAUGCUUCAAUUCUCGAAGCGCCUUGCCUCAAAGGGCCCGAGAGUGACGGUAAUCACCACCACCUCCAUUAGCGAAUCCAUGCAAGCCCUGCAAGAGAGCUCUGUCAACUUUGAGACCAUCUCCGAUGGGUCUACGGAAGGUGUAAAGCUGGGAAGCAUAGACGAAGAAUUAAAGCGUUUCAAACUAUUUGUGUCACAAAGCUUAGCGGAGCUGAUUGAGAGACACAAAAGCUCCCAACACCCACCAAAACUGCUCGUCUAUGACUCGGUGAUUCCGUGGGCUCUAACCCUGGCGAGGCAACAUGGCGUAGAUGGAGCUCCUUUUUUCACUCAGUCGUGUGGUGUUAAUGCGAUAUAUUAUCAUGCUCAUAAAGGGGCUGUUGGGAUGCCCCCAGAGGGGCCUUCGGUGUCUUUGCCCUCGUUACCAUCGCUAGAGAUCAAUGACAUGCCUUCUUUUCUUUGUGAUUCGGCCUCCUACCCAGCCCUGAUAAGCCUCGUAAUGAAUCAAUUCUCAAACUUCCAGGAAGCCAAAUGGCUCUUGUUCAACAGCUUCGACAAGCUGGAAGAUGAGGUAGUGAAUUGGAUGGCAAGCCAAUGGCCAGUUAAAACAAUUGGACCGGCUAUUCCAUCAAUGUACUUAGACAAGCGGUUGGAGGAUGACAAAGAGUAUGGUCUCAACCUCUUCAAGCCUAAUGUGGACGCUUGCAUGAAGUGGCUAGACACGAAGGAAAUUGGCUCUGUCGUUUAUGCAUCAUUUGGAAGCUUGGCAGCCUUGGGAGAAGAGCAGAUGGAGGAGCUAUCAUUGGGCCUGAAGAAUAGCAAUUGCUACUUCCUGUGGGUAGUUAGAGAAUCCGAGGAGAAAAAGCUUCCGGGUAAUUUUAUAGAGGAAACAACCGAGAGGGGGUUGGUUGUGACUUGGUGCCCUCAACUAGACGUAUUGGCUCACAAGGCAAUUGGGUGCUUCAUGACUCACUGUGGGUGGAACUCGACGCUUGAGGCAUUGAGCUUGGGAGUGCCAAUGGUUGCGAUGCCACAAUGGACUGAUCAACCAACUAAUGCCAAAUUCAUUGUGGAUGUUUGGAAGGUAGGCAUCAGGAUCAAAUUGGAUGAAAACAGCAUUGCGACCAAAGAAGAAAUAGAGUUUCGUAUAAGGGAAGUAAUGGAGGGGGAGAGAGGGAAAGAGAUGAAAAUGAAUUCAUUGAGAUGGAAGGAACUGGCUAUAGAAGCUGUAGACGAAGGUGGAAGCUCAGACAAAAACAUAGAGGAGUUUAUAACUAAACUUUCACACUCCUAAUGUUAAUGUAAUUAUAUUGAUAGCUCUACAUUCGAAUAAUGAUCUAGAAAAUAUAUGAUUUUACUAUUAGUAACUUUUUCUAUGCA